GAACCGAUGUCCAACAUCAGAAGCUGCCGUCUUGGCCUUUCAGGCUCAGCCCCAGCCCCAAAAUCCACUGUUCCGGAGCAAUUCAGGGGUGGGGGGCGGUGGUAGAGAGAAGGUUUUCGCCCCGGUCAGCUUCUCUUCCUGCGUAAUUUUGAUUUCCAAUGAUGUUCUCAGCGGUUCAAUUCGAAUUUGCAGACAUCGUGAGGGUAACGUGCUCGCGGUAGCUAUUCUCAUGUAGUAGGUGUGCGUUCGCUCCGCUGCAGCAAUGCAGAACCACGACGAGGAUGCGUUUUUCGACAAUAAUAAAUACCAUUUCCCGCCGGGUACAUUAGUGCCUCCCAAAAAGUCGGGUCCGCAGCCAUGGCUUGAAGUGGCCCCAGAGCGAGACGAGCAAGGCAGCGCACCCGGAUUACAACCUAUACCACAUGACGAACAGAAGUAUGCGGAUGCGCCGAGGGGAUUGCACGAUGCGGCACCGCCGUAUAGAACAACUGGGGCAGCACACGCCGACGAACUCGCGUUCCAAGGAAUGCAAGCCGUUCCUCCUACAGUACCCGAACAAUUGACGCGAUCGCAACCACAUUUCCAAUCGUUAGAACAGCCACAGCUGCAACCCCAAUGGCAUCAAUCGACUCCGAAUCAUUACUAUGGACAAUCAUUUCAGACCUUGCCGUCACAAGUUUCUGGAUUUUCCGGCGACAAUCCGAUGUAUGCCCAGCCAAUCGCUUCGAAUACCGAAAGUCAAUAUCUCAAUCCCUACGCCCAGCCCAACCCGACUCCAUCAUGGGUGAAAGCUGAGCGACAAAUUGGAAUGGGGGAAGUAAAAAUAAAACAAUGGGUGUUGUGGGUAAUUGGUGGCGUUGUCUUUAUAUUUAUUGGUGCCGGAGCUGUGAUUGGGGGUAUUAUGGGAAGCCGAGCCGAAUCUGCAAAUCAUAGCAGCUCAUCGACGCCGCCGAGUACGAAUACGACCACGAACGGAACUUCGCCCAAUACAAUGAAUUCGACAUUGACACAAUCCAUUAGAUCGGGGUCGAGAUUAGCUGUGACGGGUUAUAGAACCAAGACGGAUUAUAGCAUUCGUCUUUUCUAUCAAGAUGAAGACCAUCAGUUACGGUUCACGGAUAAAGAGAAUGUUAAUGCGAAUUGGACUAAUUCGACGAUAUUGGACAGCUUGCCAUAUCAACCGAUGAAGGAUUAUGGAGCCAUCGCCGCGGGGUCAUAUUUAUAUGACGACCCAGCACCGAAAAUCGAAUUCUUUUACGAAGAUCAAGACGGUAUCAUUCGAGGUCAGAACUUCAAUUUCGAUUUCGAAGGCGGAAAGAUACCCGCAAAGGGCGAAGCUGGGAGUAUUAACUCAUAUCCCCUCCAGUCGGCCGGGGGUACGAUUUCGUGUUAUUUCCCAUAUGUUAUCUCCCAAGAUGCCAAUAAUGAAGUACGGUGGACGGUCAUGCACGGGCAAAAUAGCAGCAAUUUGUCAGCACCGUGGUGGGUUAACAAUACGAAUUGGGACAUAAAAGCAUCGAAAGGGGCGGGUAUGGUUGUUCUGCCAAUUGCGCAGAAAUUUCAGAAUGCCGGUGGCAUAAUAUACCGUUCGUCGGAAGGUAUGCUAUCGAUGCAAAUCCACGAUGCCCUGGAUCCAAGCAAUGAUGGGGUUGCUUGGAGAAAAGGCGCUCUCUCAAAAGCAAUACCGGCCAACGCCUCCGUUGGGGCGUUUUCUGUCGGGCGGCCAUACGAUAACAACAAUCAAAUUAACACAUACAUACUUUAUCAAGAUAACGAUGGUAAAAUACAGGUGGUGUGGCAGGACGAUGAUUCGGGUUGGAAGGGCCCUCAGACGUACGAUGCGUUAAGUGGCGCUGCGCAACCGACGGAUAUUGCCUGUUUGACUCCGGGGGCUUAUGAUGCAGCGGGGAUCGGCAUAUCGAGAGAACAAGACAUGAAUAGAUGUUUCUUCCAGGUGAGCGGUGGGAAGGUAAAAGAGGUUUGGUUUGAUGGGACGAAUUGGAAUGAUGUGGGUUUUGUUCCCACGUAGAAUUGUAUAUAUGAUGCAUUUUUCAUAGGUAGUUGAGUGCAUGUGCCAAGGAUUAUACCCCCAUGAAUAGAGCAUAAAAUUUGUUAAAUUAUUCAUAUGCAUUCACAAGAUUCCAUUAGGUGAUUAGAUGCUUUAAACUAAGCACUGGAUUGUUGAACUUAGAUUGUGUCAGACAAACAAUAAGGGUACUUCCAAUGUAUCCAUG
Molecule: messenger RNA, 2234 nt
Organism: Hypoxylon trugodes
Lineage: Eukaryota; Fungi; Ascomycota; Sordariomycetes; Xylariales; Hypoxylaceae
Exons: 3
Coding region: 263-2029 (588 amino acids)
Source: RefSeq, a predicted model, not a curated record